Molecule: messenger RNA, 207 nt
Organism: Haemonchus placei
Lineage: Eukaryota; Metazoa; Nematoda; Chromadorea; Rhabditida; Trichostrongylidae
Source: the annotation of a GenBank genome assembly
AUGGUGACGGGGUGUCGGAUGUUGAUUUACGAUAGACAGUAUCUAAUAUCCGGUGUCCCGUUGUGCCAGAUGGGAUGCGCUCGACGAUGUGAAGAAAGCGAGAAACGGCUUGUUCGCCGCGUUUGCCGCCUUGGCGAGCUUGCCGAGGCGAACGUAGCCGUCGACCACGUGGUGAUCGUCUUGCCUCCGCCCUUGCGUGGAAAGUAG